CAAGAACUGAGCUACUUCCGGUUUUGUAGUGCGCCUGCGCAGUUUUACGGAAAGUAUUGUCCAACGUACGAGUUUCUGUGUAAUAUAAUUGUUUUUGCAAAGAAGGCUUGUUAUCAGGCCUUUAGCCAUGGCGGACAUUAAAAACUUUCUGUAUGUCUGGUGUGGGAAAAAGAAGAUGACGCCAAACUAUGACAUCCGAGCAGCUGGAAAUAAAAACAGGCAAAAGUUCAUGUGUGAGGUGCGUGUUGAGGGAUACAGUUAUAUCGGCAUGGGAAACUCCACCAGCAAGAAGGAUGCUCAGACCAAUGCUGCGAGAGAUUUUGUCAAUUAUCUUGUCCGGACGAAAGAGAUACAUCCCAGCGAAGUUCCCUCUUUGGGGGUCAGUGUACCUGAUGGAGGAAAUGGAGGACAAGAAGAUGGUGGGUUUGGAAAUCUUCCGUCCAGUUGUCCACUGCCUCCACAUCUAGCUGUGAAGGUUGAAGCCGGUCAAACGAAUGAUCCUCAGGGCUCUGCACCCGUCCCAGGGGUCACAGGUUUGGGAUACUCCGGCUUCAACAAUGCCCAAUGGGAGCGAGGAGCAAACCUGCAGCAGUAUUACUCAAAAAAGGAAGAACAGGACGACAAAGCGACCUUUGAAUCGGAAGAGGUCGAUCUGAAUGCCGGCCUUCAUGGGAACUGGACGCUGGAUAAUGCAAAGGCCCGUCUGAACCAGUUUUUUCAGAAAGAGAAAAACCAAACCGACUACAAGUAUAGCCAAGUGGGACCUGAUCACAACAGGAGUUUUAUUGCCGAGAUGACAAUCUUUGUAAGACAACUCGGAAGAAAGGUUAUUGCUCGUGAACACGGCUCCACCAAGAAACUGGCUGCCCAGUCAUGUGCGCUGUCUCUGGUCCGUCAGCUGUACCAUUUAGGAGUCAUUGAAGCAUACACAGGGCAGACCAAGAAAAAAGAUGGAGAAACUGUGGACGUAUACGAAGUAAACCUUGGCGACGAUCUGCCAAAUCAGCUUAUGAGGGUUGUGCAGGAACUUGGAAUCCAAAUCCCUCCGCCUCCGCAGGAUCCCAACACUCCGGUGUCUCUGAUUCAAGGGAAGUUAGCACAAUUUGAGCCAUCACAGAGGCAGAACACUGAAGGCGUGGUGCCGUGGUCUCCCCCGCAGAUCAACUGGAACCCCUGGACCAGCAGCAACAUUGAUGAAGGGCCGCUGGCAUUUUGCACACCAGAACAGAUCAACAUGGACCUGCUGAAUGAACUCAACUAUCAACUGGAGCAGGACAAGAAUCUGCAGACGAUUCUAAGUGAAAGAAGUCAGCUGCCUGUCAAGAACUUUGAGAAAGAAAUCAUGUCUGCCAUUCACAAUAACCCGGUUGUCAUCAUCCGUGGAGCCACCGGGUGCGGAAAGACCACCCAAGUCCCUCAGUACAUACUGGAUGAGUUCAUCCACAGUGGGAAUGCAUCUGACUGUAAUAUCGUCGUAACUCAGCCGAGACGCAUCAGCGCCGUGUCCGUGUCGGAACGUGUGUCCUUUGAAAGAGCAGAAGAGGUGGGGAAAAGCUGUGGGUACAGCGUGCGUUUCGAGUCUAUGCUUCCCAGACCUCACGCCAGCAUUCUCUUCUGCACUGUCGGCGUGUUGCUAAGGAAGCUGGAAUCUGGUAUCCGUGGCAUCAGUCAUGUGAUUGUGGAUGAAAUCCAUGAGAGGGACCUGAAUUCGGAUUUCUUAUUGGUGGUGUUAAGAGAUGUGAUCCAGACCUACCCUGAUGUGCGCAUCAUCCUGAUGUCCGCCACCAUUGACACCACCAUGUUUAGGGAGUAUUUCUUUAACUGUCCUGUCAUUGAGGUGCAUGGACGUGCACAUGCUGUACAAGAGUAUUUUCUGGAGGACUGCAUUCAGAUGACCCAGUUUAUACCGCCACCGAUGGAUAGGAAGAGGAAAGAUAAAGACGAGGAUGGAGGAGUAGACGAGGAGGUCAACUGUAAUGUUAUCUGUGGACCUGAAUAUUCUCCUGAAACUAAGCGGGCUAUGGCUCAGCUAAACGAGAAGGAAACUCCCUUUGAGCUGAUCGAGGCUUUGCUGAAGUACAUCGAAACGUUGAAAGUAGCCGGGGCUGUUCUGGUCUUCCUUCCAGGCUGGAAUCUCAUCUAUUCCAUGCAGAAACAUCUGGAGAUGAGCCCACACUUCGGUAGUCGUCAGUACAGAAUCCUUCCCCUUCACUCUCAAAUCCCAAGAGAGGAACAGAGGAGAGUGUUCGAGCCUGUUCCUGAUGAUGUCACUAAGGUCAUUUUGUCCACCAACAUCGCGGAGACCAGCAUCACCAUCAACGAUGUAGUCUAUGUCAUUGACUCCUGCAAGCAAAAAGUAAAGUUGUUCACCUCUCAUAACAACAUGACAAACUACGCCACCGUAUGGGCCUCCAAGACUAACCUCGAGCAGAGGAAGGGACGUGCCGGGAGAGUCAGACCUGGCUUCUGUUUUCACCUGUGCAGCAAAGCUCGCUUCGAAAAGCUAGAGACCCACAUGACUCCAGAGAUCUUCCGCACUCCACUGCAUGAGGUGGCCCUGAGCAUUAAACUGCUGAGACUGGGAGCCAUCGGCCAAUUCCUGUCCAAAGCCAUCGAGCCUCCUCCCUUGGAUGCUGUUAUUGAAGCCGAACACACACUCAGAGAGCUGGAUGCUCUGGACACCAAUGAUGAGCUGACUCCACUGGGACGCAUUCUAGCCAAACUGCCCAUUGAACCUCGUCUGGGAAAGAUGAUGAUUAUGGGAUGCAUCUUAAAUGUUGGAGAUGCUGCAUGCACCAUCUCUGCAGCAAGUUGUUUCCCCGAGCCAUUCAUCAACGAGGGAAAACGUCUCGGAUUUGUUCAUAGAAACUUCGCUGGCACACGUUUCUCUGACCACGUGGCCUUACUUUCUGUUUUCCAGGCCUGGGAUGAAGUCAGGAUGGGGGGUGAGGACGCAGAGAUCCGAUUUUGUGAACACAAGAGGCUGAACAUGCCUACGUUGAGAAUGACAUGGGAGGCCAAAGUUCAGCUGAAAGAUAUCCUUGUUAAUGAGGGCUUCCCUGAAGAGUGCCUCAUGAAUCAAAUUUUUAACAACGUGGGACCGGACAAUAACUUGGAUGUGGUCAUCUCUCUCCUAACCUUUGGCUCAUACCCCAACGUGUGUUACCACAAAGAGAAAAGGAAGAUCUUGACUACUGAGGGACGAAAUGCCCUCAUUCACAAAUCCUCCGUCAACUGUCCUUUCACCAGCCAGGACAUGAAAUACCCAUCUCCUUUCUUCGUCUUUGGGGAAAAGAUCCGAACCCGAGCUAUCUCUGCUAAAGGAAUGACUCUUGUCAGCCCUCUCCAGCUCAUUCUGUUCGGCUCGAAGAAGAUCACAUCCAAUGGAGAUAUUGUUGAGCUUGAUGAGUGGAUCAAGUUGAGGAUUCACCAUGAUGUAGCGGCUGGGGUGGUGGCGCUGAGGGCAGCUUUUGAAGCCCUGGUUGUGGAGGUGACCAAAGACCCGGAAUACAUCCGAAAAUUGGAUCCUACCAAUGAGCAUUUGCUGAAUGUCAUGAGGCUUGUGUCUAGACCCUCUUCAGCGGGUAUAAACCUCAUGGCCAAUAACCCACGCUUUGGAGAUGGUCCACGACCACCCAAGAUGGCUCGUAUGGAUUUUGGAGGCGGUGGAGGCUACGGGGGCCGUGGAGGAGGAUACAGAGGAGGAGGUGGUGGUGGUGGUGGUGGAAACUGGUCUGGGGGAGGAUACAGAGGGGGUGGAGGAUAUCAAGCUGGAAGAGGAGGUGGAGGAUAUCAGGGUGGAAGAGGAGGUGGAGGAUAUCAGGGUGGAAGAGAGGUGGAGGCUACCAGGGUGGAAGAGAAGGUGGAGGCUACCAGGGUGGAAGAGAAGGUGGAGGCUACCAGGGUGGAAGAGGAGGCUACCAGGGUGGCGGGGGCGGCUAUAGAGGGUCAGGAGGGUAUCGUGGCGGGGGUGGAUACGGGGGAGGUGGAGGGUAUGGAGGAGGUGGAGGGUUCAGAGGUGGCCGGGGUGGUAACAGGGGUGGUUAUAGAGGUGGCGUUUAAAGCUGGCUGUCUGAGCAUGAGUCCAUGGAUGUAACUUGUCUUUGGUUGCACUAAAACCAGUCGACUGUCAUAGUGGCAGCUUGCAGAUAUUUUGUGCUUAAACAUGACCAAAUGCUUUAAAAAAUGCUUAUUUGUAAGCAACAACAUUUAUGUGUAUACUUUCUUUAUUUUGUUUUGCUGAUUCUAUUAUUCUAUGUAAAGUUGUCAAUCGUGCCGUAUUUCAAUAAAAUAAUUGACACAA
Molecule: messenger RNA, 4303 nt
Organism: Triplophysa dalaica
Lineage: Eukaryota; Metazoa; Chordata; Actinopteri; Cypriniformes; Nemacheilidae
Gene: dhx9
Product: DEAH (Asp-Glu-Ala-His) box helicase 9
Exons: 28
Coding region: 128-4096 (1322 amino acids)
Biological process (GO): regulation of mRNA processing; positive regulation of transcription by RNA polymerase II
Cellular component (GO): intracellular anatomical structure; ribonucleoprotein complex; nucleolus
Molecular function (GO): 3'-5' DNA/RNA helicase activity; 3'-5' DNA helicase activity; double-stranded RNA binding
Source: RefSeq, a predicted model, not a curated record